Lucilia sericata (common green bottle fly) is the source of this 1689-nucleotide messenger RNA. It is a transcript of the gene Rab10, whose product is annotated as ras-related protein Rab-10. The transcript has 4 exons. The record is from RefSeq and is a predicted model, not a curated record. Gene Ontology annotation, cellular component: Golgi apparatus; recycling endosome; insulin-responsive compartment. Gene Ontology annotation, molecular function: GTP binding; GTPase activity. Gene Ontology annotation, biological process: cellular response to insulin stimulus. NCBI's taxonomy places the organism in Eukaryota, Metazoa, Arthropoda, Insecta, Diptera, Calliphoridae. The coding region runs from base 273 to 887 and encodes 204 amino acids.
UGUCAAAUGCAAAGAAGAGGAAGAGAAACCAAAGAAAAAUAUAGGAUAUUACAAAAAGAAUUGCACUGAAGAAGAAAAAAACAUAAAGAUUUAAGUUAAAAACUAAAUUUAAAUAAAGAAAAUUUAGCCAUAAGUUUAAUUAUAUAAAGAACAAUAAAGUAAACUACAAAAACGUUUGUUACAACAGUAAAAACAUUGAAAUAACUUACAACUAAACUAGUAGAGGAAAAAGCAAAAAAAAAUCCCAACUACUUGUGCGACAAAAGCAAAAAAUGGCCAAGAAAACGUAUGAUCUUCUGUUCAAACUGUUGCUAAUCGGCGAUUCAGGUGUUGGAAAAACAUGUAUACUUUUCCGUUUCUCGGACGAUGCCUUCACAUCCACCUUUAUAUCCACCAUUGGUAUCGAUUUCAAAAUCAAAACCGUUGAACUCAGGGGUAAAAAAAUCAAAUUACAAAUCUGGGAUACUGCAGGCCAGGAACGUUUUCAUACCAUAACAACAUCAUAUUAUCGUGGAGCGAUGGGGAUAAUGCUGGUAUAUGAUAUAACGAAUGAGAAAAGUUUUGAAAAUAUCGUUAAAUGGUUAAGGAAUAUAGAUGAGCAUGCAAAUGAGGAUGUGGAGAAAAUGAUAUUGGGAAAUAAAUGUGACAUGUCAGACAAGCGUAUUGUCAGUAAAGAACGUGGUGAAGCGAUUGCCCGUGAGCACGGUAUACGUUUUAUGGAAACCUCAGCUAAAUCUAACAUUAACAUCGAACGUGCUUUCUGCGAACUUGCCGAGGCUAUAUUAGAUAAAACAGCUGGCCGAGAAUCUGCCGAAAAUCCCGAGCGUGUUGUUGUCGAUCGUCGAAAUAAUGAAAAACCUCCUGCCUACAAGAAUUGUUGUUCUUAAAACACAUAAACUAAUAAAACCAAUAUAAAAAACCAAACUGAAACGAUAAACCAACCAACAAGAACAAUUUUAUACCACAAAUCUGAAAAAAAGAAACGAUAUAUUUAAACUUUUUGCUAAAUUCCAAUAAAACAAAUAAAACACAUCAUCAUUAACUACAACAAACAACAGCAAACCACAAAACAUUCUAAUCAAAAACAAGAAAUUAAUGUCAACCUAACAACAACAACAAACAAAAACUUUAAAAAAGAAAUGAACCUUUGAAACUAAAAAAACAAAAAUUUAAAUAAUAAUAAUAAUAAGUUCACUUUGCUACAACCACACAUUAGCACAUUAAUAAAUAAAAAACAUACAUACUAUAUACAUAAAUUACAUAUAUAAAUAACAUUUAUACGUCAUUUAUAUACUACAGAUAUAUGUGUGUAUACAUACUUAACGUUAAUCCACUCUCCCCCUCCAAAAAAAACCCUCUCCUCACAACGUACAUAAAUUAAUUAAUUAUAAAUUAAGAUACAUGCAUAAUUUAUAUAACAAAACAACAAGUUUUACUAUUAUUAUUUUUUUAGUUAAAUACAAGAAAAAUAAAUCAUUAUGCUUUUUAUAUAUGAAGACGAUAUAAGAAAAUGAAAAGGCGGUAAAAAGUAAAGAAUUAAUACACUUGCAUAUAAAAAAAUAUAAAGUUUUUGUUAAUUUAAUAUAAAAAAGAAAACUGGAUAAACAAACAGAAAAAAAAUCAAAUUAUGAGACGUCAAAUUGUGUGCGCAAAUAAAAAAUAAUAACUGGGAAAAAACAAAAAAAAAAA